Messenger RNA from Plasmodium yoelii, 5688 nucleotides. Its product is annotated as AT-rich interactive domain-containing protein, putative. The coding region runs from base 1 to 5688 and encodes 1895 amino acids. The transcript is spliced from 3 exons. Gene Ontology annotation, molecular function: DNA binding. Lineage: Eukaryota; Apicomplexa; Aconoidasida; Haemosporida; Plasmodiidae. The record is from RefSeq and is a predicted model, not a curated record.
AUGGAAAAAGAAGAAUUUUAUAGAAAAUAUCAAGAGUAUUAUGGUGGAGACAUAAAUGAGAUCCCUUAUUUAUUGGAAGGAAAAGAUAUAUGGUUAUAUGAUUUAUAUUUAAGUGUAUUGAAACAUGGUGGAUAUUCAUGUGUAAGUCGAAAUGCGAAAUGGUUAAAAAUUGGAAAAGAAUUUGGACUAAUAAAUAAAGAAAAAAAUAUUAGAUUAAUAGAAAUAAAAAAUAUUAAAGAAUAUUAUUUAAAUUAUCUUAGAGAAUUUGAAAGAAUACAUGAUAAUUUAAAAAAAGGAAAAAUAUUAACAAAAAAAUAUAGAUGUCGUGUUGGAAUAAAUAAUAAUGAUGUAAAAAAUAAAAAAAAAUCAGUAGUAAAUAUCAAUGGAAAUAAUAUACCAAUAUCUUCUAAAAGGAUCAAUAAUAAAAGGAAUGUUUCAAAUACUGGGAAUGGUAAUACAAAUAUAAUAAUUAAUGAUUCUCAUUUUAAUGGAAUGAAUAAAAAUUCUUUUUUUAUUAAGGAUGAAAUAUUUAGAGGAGAAAAUGAUUUAAUUGUUGAUAAAAAUAAAAUUAAUACAGAAAAUGAAAUGUCUACUUUUAAUUACCCAACUAAUAAUAAUAUAGAUAUAAAUUGUAAGGCAAAAAAAGAAGUAUAUCAUGAUAGUUAUACUAAAGAGAGUCGAAAAAAUGAAGGAAAAUAUAAGAAAAAUCAAAGAGAUCAUAUUUUUAGAAAUUGCAAUAAUAUUGGAAUAGAAGUUAGUAAUGGUAAUAAUAAUGAUGAUACUGUUCGAGGGAUUGAAAUUGCUGACAUUCAAAAUAGUGAAGAGAUAGGUAGGUAUAGUAAUGGUGUACAUGUGAAAAAGGGAAAAAUAAAUAAUAACAACAAUAGUAGCAAUAGUAGCAAUAACAAUAAUGACAAACAAAUAGAAGAUCAGAUAAUUAAUAAUGGAAAUUUUUCGAAUAUAAAUAAUAUGUCUUGUUAUAAUUUUACAUAUAAUACAAUAAAUAAUUAUCAAAAUAAUUUAAAUUACAUGAAUUAUUUAAAUAUAAAUAAUUAUGGAGAUAAUAGAUAUAUAGGAAAUCCCGAUUACAACAAUAAUAUAUAUUCUUCCAAUUUUAAUAAUACUUCUAUUUUUAAUAGUCAUAUAAAAAAUGAAAAUAAUAUUAAUAAAUGUGAAAAUAGUAAUUAUAUAGGAAUGUCCUAUGUUAAUAAUAAUUUUGUUGAUACUAACUGUUCAACAUUGAAGUUUCUAAAUGAAAAUAAUUAUACUGAAUAUAAUGAUUCUCCAAUUAUUAACAUAGGAAAUAAUACUUUCCCGACAAAUACGGGAUAUAUCAAUUAUGGUUUUCUAAAUGAAAAUUAUAAAAAUAAUAAUAUCGGUAAUAAUUAUAACAACUUAAAUGGUGGGAUUCUACACAAUAAUGGCUAUGUUGAUAAUGUUGUAAAUUGUGAAAAUUACGAAAAUUGUGAAAAUUGUGAAAAUUGUGAAAAUUGUGAAAAUAAUGAAAAUUGUGAAAAUUAUGAAAAUUGUGAAAAUAGUGAAAAUUGUGAAAAUAAUGAAAAUUGUGAAAAUAAUGAAAAUUGUGAAAGUUGUGAAAAUAAUUUAAACGAUUUGAAGAAUGGUAUGAAUGUAAUUUAUGAAAAAGAGAAAAAUAUUACAAAUAACAUGAAAGAAAUAGAUAACUAUAAAUAUAAUUUUGAAAAUAAUAAAGAUAUGAUAUUGUCUAAAAUUGAAAGUGAAAAAUGUAUAGAUAUAUAUAGAUUAUUAUUGGGAUUAUAUAAAAGAAAAGAAAAUGUUGGUGAUUUUAUAUUAUGCCUAAAUAUACUUUAUUCUAUAUCAAAAAUGGAAAAUAUAAUUUCCAAAAAACAAACUCGUAUUGUUAUAUGGUCACUUUUACAUGUAUUAGAAGAUAUACUUAAAAUAUUCUACGAUGUAUUUAAUAGUAAAAAACGAUCAAUAUAUAUUUUGAUGUUUUUUUUUAAAGAUUGUUUAUUAAGAACCAAAUCAAUCGAAAAAAGAGAAAAACAUAUUUUUUCAAAUAUGGAAAGUAACAAUAGUCAAUAUAUUUUGUCCCAAACUUUGAAAGACAAUUCGAAAAAGAAGAAAAUUGAAGGUGAAAAUUGUGAAUCAGAAAAGAGAAAUGAAAAAGAUCUUAGAUCGAACAAUAACGACAUUUUAGCAAAUAUUUUAUUUUUAAACAAAAAAAUAGAAAUAAGGGAGAUGCUCGAUUUGCAUUUAUCUUAUUAUGAAUAUUGUGUAGAAAAAAAAAAAAAAAUUAAACGAGUAUAUGAGCUAGGAGAAAAAUGGAUUGAACAAAAGGAUAAAAGAAAAAAAAUGAAUAAAAAAUAUGAUGAUAAAAAUGAAGUAUGUGCUGAAAAUAUUUGUAAUAAUGCAGAUUCAUCAACAAGUUCAUACUAUUGUAGUAGUGUCCAUAGUACAGACAUAGAAAAUAUGAAUAUAAUUCGAAGAGAUAAAAAUGGAAAUAAUUUGAAAUGUAACUAUUUUUAUAAAGAUAAAAAAUAUAUGGAAAAUAUUUUAACAAAAAAAAGUUCCAUUGAGUUUGUUUUUAUCAUUUUGUAUAUACUUAAUAAUAUGUUUCAAAUUAGUAAAUAUAAUUUCCAUUUUUUCAAUAUGUCAACAAAUUGUAAAGAGAGUAAAGAAAAAGAUAAUGAAAAUGUUUGUGAUAUAGAUAAAAAUAAAAAAAUAAGCGAAAAUUUGAAUCUAUCGAAAGAUAAAAAUGAAAUGACAACUAUGCUUACAUCUUUGAAUGAAGAAAAUAAAAAUAUUUUGAAAAAAGAAGAAUUGUUAAAUAAUCAAAUUCCAAAAAAUGAUUUUUAUGAUCAAAAUUCGUCAGAUGCAUCAUCAUCGAUUUGUAGUAUGAACAGUUGCAUAAAUACUGAUAUAAAUUUAUUUUCCUCAUUAAAAAGUGAGGGGAAUAUUAUAGUAGAUAAUAGUAAAGAUAUAUUAGAUUAUAAAAAUAAUAACAAUAUGAAUGAAUAUGAAAAGUUUGAGUUUGAAAAAAAUAGAUAUAGUUUGUAUAAAUCUAGUUAUAAUAAAAUCGAUGGUCAAGAUAAUAAUACAUUUUGUGGAGAUAGUGAAGGAAACGAAACUAAAAAAUAUGGCAUAACAAAUGGUGAAGGAAAUGAAACUAAAAAAUGUGGCAUAACAAAUGGUGAAGGAAAUAAUGUUUGUACAGAAGUUUAUGAGGAAAGUCAUUCACCAAAUUUGGCAUGUGAUGAUACUGAAAAGUGGAAUAAAAAUGGGACAGAAAAUGAAUCCGAAAAAUGUGCGUUAAAAAUUGAUUCCACUAAUUUGAAUAAUAACAAUACAAGUAGUAUAGACAGUUCUAAGGAGACAAAGAAGGUAAAUAAAAAUAAGGAAGAAGUUAAAGAAAUAUACAAAAAUCUACAAAAUGAAAUGUAUAAGGAUAUGAAAAAAAUAUUUAUUAAAAAAAAAGGAAAAGAAACGAAAUAUAAAUUAAUACAUUAUUUUUAUUUAAGCAAAUUUCUUAGUAUAUUUGAAGCAAUAUUUUUAAAAAAUUUUGAAAAUAUAAUAUAUCAUGAAAAGGUUAUUGAAAAUGUAUAUAUUAAUAUGUUUAUUUGUAUUGAUAUAAUAAAUAAGGAAUUGGGGAAAAAUAUUUCUUUAAAAUAUAUUUUUUUUCCAUCACAAUAUUUAGAAAAAAUGAACAAGAUGAAAAUUGUUGCACAUUUUUCUUCCGAUAACAAAUUUUAUUUAUUUUCAAAUAAAGAAAAUCGAAAAGAUAAUAAGACAAAAAAAAAUGAUGAGAUACAUAAAGAUGAUGAUUUUAGGAAAGACAAUAAAAAUGAGUCUAUUGACUGUGGAAAAAUAAAUAUAGAACCGUUUUCUAAAUUUAUAAACAAAGAUGAAAAUUUAGAAGAUAGAGGAAAUGAAAGAUGUGGAGAAAACCAAAAUGAUCUUGAUGAUAAUAAUAAAGAUGAAAUUCAAAGAGGAAAAGAAGAGAAGGAUAAUGUAAAUAUGAAAAGUGUUAACAGUGUAGAAAAAGAUGGAGUAAAAAUAAAUGGGGAUAAUAAUAAAGAAAUGGAUGGAAAGAAAUAUAAAAAAAAAAUGAGAAAAUUAUUUUUAAAAAUAUUUCGAAAAAAUAAUAGAAAAUAUAAUAUUUAUAAAAAAAUAGAUGAUAAAUAUUUAAAGGAACAUUAUAAUUAUUUCGAAAGUUUUUGUUGUAAAGAGAAAGAAAAAAUGGAAAAAGAUAUUUUGUUAAAUUUACAUGAAAUUAUAAAAAAUAUAUUAUUAAAAAUAUAUAAAAGAGUUAACAAAUAUUUAAAUAUUGGAAUUUUAUCAUUAAAUAUAUUAGCACAUAUAUUGUAUUUAAUUCCUAAAAAAUUAUUUUAUGUGUCUAUUAUUCCAUGGAUAUUAAAUAAUAUUAUAAAUGUAAAAUGUUGUUAUACUUAUGUGAAUAUACCUUUAUGUAUUUUAAAUUAUAAUGGGUUUAUAUUUUUAGAAAUAUUUAUGAAAUUUAUAAUUCAAAUGAUUAGAAAUAACCUCCUAUCAAUUAAAUCAUAUAUUUUUUCAUUCCUUCGUUUAUCUUCUUUUCCGUUAUAUAUUUAUAUACACUUUGAUAUCCCAUUAUCUCAUAAUCUUAUUUUAACAUCUCUGUCUUUAAUAUAUAAGUUAGUUACUUAUGAUCCGGAUUAUUUGGCAACAGGGUUUAUUAUAGAAAGAGAAUUUCAGAAUCAAACCUCAUCUGCUUUCUACAAUAAAGGGAUUGAAGUAGGAAAUAACAAUCAAGAUGAUAAUAUUUAUAUUAAAAAUAAUCCAAAAAAAAGAAAAAAUUUUCAAACAAGCUAUUUUAGUAGUAAUACAACUAGUUCGUUUGGAAACGUGGGGAAUGGCUCGUUUGAAAGCAUAGCGAAUGGUUCAUUCCGAAUUUGUGAAUCUAUUAACAAUGAGAAAUCAGUAAAAUGUGAAUUUAGUACAAACAAAAAUACAGAAAAAGAAAUAAAAAAUGAAAAAAGAGAAGAAAGACAAAAUUAUGAUCAAGAUAAUAUUAGCGGAAAAAGAAAUGAACUACUAGAGAAAACAUUUUUAAAAACGCUUUUUUUAUUUUUAAAAAAAUUUAUUUAUUUUAAAAGUAUUUUGAAUUGUGCUAAUAUAAAUGAUAUAGACGAAAUGGUGGUAGAUAGUAAAAGAGUUCAAGAUAUUUUAAAUAACUGGAACUUAAAUAAUAAAGAUAUAAAAUUUAAGAGCAGCGAACAUUAUACUUCUAAUAUUGAAAAGAAAAUAUUUUAUUUACAUGAUAAUUUAAUUAUAUAUGCUAAGGAAAAUAAAAUAAAUUCAAAUAGUGUUAAGAAUAUAAAAACAUGUUAUAAUAUAAGAAACCGUUAUAAAAACCAAAACAAUACACCUAACAAUUAUUCAUAUGAAUAUAUGACAUCCAAUAACCAAGAAACACAAAAGCUCAGUAUUUAUGCUCACUCGAUAAUUUCUAUACUUUUAUUUUUAUCGUCUCACCACAAUUUAUGGGAAUCUUUAUCUCCUUAUAUUCCAUUGUUAGUUCAUAUGGCACUAAUUCGGACGGACAUCAGCUCGUCCUUGUGGAUAAUACUAAAAGAAUACUACUUCCGAAAUUUUAUGAGACAAAAAAGAAGCCCCCAAAAAUGUAGGAAAUAUUCUAACUCAAAGAUUGUGAGAAUAGAAAAAGUAAAGUGA